Molecule: messenger RNA, 550 nt
Organism: Myotis davidii
Lineage: Eukaryota; Metazoa; Chordata; Mammalia; Chiroptera; Vespertilionidae
Gene: FDX1
Product: ferredoxin 1
Exons: 4
Coding region: 16-465 (149 amino acids)
Biological process (GO): positive regulation of oxidoreductase activity; P450-containing electron transport chain
Cellular component (GO): mitochondrion
Molecular function (GO): 2 iron, 2 sulfur cluster binding
Source: RefSeq, a predicted model, not a curated record
CAAGUUUUCUUUAAUAUGGACUAUUACCAUCUGCUGGCAGUAGUGAAAAUUGCAAUUAAUUAUUUUAAGCUUAAGUACAUCUUUUCAAUUGUGAGCUCAGAAGAUAAAAUAACAGUCCACUUUUUAAACCGUGACGGUGAAAUACUAACAACCAAAGGAAAAAUCGGUGACUCUCUGCUAGAUGUUGUGAUUGAGAAUAAUCUAGAUAUUGAUGGUUUUGGCGCAUGUGAGGGAACCUUGGCUUGCUCUACCUGCCACCUCAUCUUUGAAAAGCACAUAUACGAGAAAUUGGAAGCAAUCACUGAUGAGGAGAAUGACAUGCUUGAUCUGGCGUACGGGCUGACAGAUAGAUCUCGGUUGGGCUGCCAAAUCUGUUUGACAAAGUCUAUGGACAAUAUGACUGUUCAAGUACCGGAUGCCAUGUCUGAUGCCAGACAAUCCAUCGAUAUGGGCAAGAACUCCUAAGACAGAAUAAAUGGGAAUAUUUUCACAAAAUGCUACCUAUUUUUAUAAUUAUUAUUCUUAAUUAAAUAAGAGCAUGGAUGAAUGA